Molecule: messenger RNA, 7635 nt
Organism: Boleophthalmus pectinirostris (great blue-spotted mudskipper)
Lineage: Eukaryota; Metazoa; Chordata; Actinopteri; Gobiiformes; Gobiidae
Gene: rusc2
Product: RUN and SH3 domain containing 2
Exons: 13
Coding region: 568-4800 (1410 amino acids)
Cellular component (GO): cytoplasmic vesicle
Molecular function (GO): protein binding
Source: RefSeq, a predicted model, not a curated record
GAUAAUGUUGCGAUUAUGGCGUCAGUCUGGCACACACGUACGAACGUUUGGUGUCGCUUCCGAUGAACGCGGUUUGGUUAUUUGAUGUUAUUUGUGUUAUGUUCUGACUGUUGUGGGACAGCGGCAGUAAGCUGGAGAACGCCACAGCGCCAUGACUUCCGACGCUGCUCAAAAUAAAAGCUCUUUAAUUCCACUGGCGACAUGAUCGUAAACAUCCACAUUCUGUACGGAGAAAUCAGCUACAACACCGAACUGAACCAAACGUCGUCUGUCUGUGCUCUACACGAAGAAGUUUAACAAAAAUUUGUGCAGUCUUCAUCGUCAUUUUAGCCAUUACUAUUACUAAUCUUGAAGUCAUUCUGGAGUCAACAACGCCGAGUCUGCGCUACCCCACAGUCCCAGAGGAUGCAUAGGCCUAUAGUCUGGAGCUGUCCAUAAUUAACCUUUUAUUGCAGUUUUUAAGAUGGACUGUUUCAACCAUUUGGUGGACUUCCAGGACCCUGUCCAUAUCCCGGGGAUCCCAUCUAUGUGAAGCUACCCACGCCAGUCUGUUCUAUACCGUGGACCAUGGACAGCCCCCCAAAGCUGUCUGGCGAGACCCUCAUAGUCCACCACAUCCCACUGAUGCAUUGCCAGGUGUCAGGGGGUCACAAAGGGGGCUGUACACGGUCCCUUCUGAGAGACGCUCCCUUUAUUCCUCCUGAGAACCUGGGCCUGAGCCGCACCACCUCGCUCCCUGAGAGAGACCUUCUUCAUGGGGAGGCACUGCUCUACAGCAGCCUGUUCCCGACCUCCAAUGGAACCUGGGUCUCCCACCACAAAACUGAGCGCAAGAGUACUAGAGGGGACAGCAUGGCCAGUGACUCCUCCUCCUUCACCUCCAGUAACUCAGAGGAUCAGAUCACAGCUCACACUCUGCCCAGAGUGAAGAGCCGUCAGAGGCCCAUGCUGCGCCACAACCCCUUCUUCUGCAGGCCUGACGGUGAGGAGGAUGAGGGAGAUGGACUGAACGGGUACCAGGAGGACUGCUCCUUUGAGCUCCAUGGAGACACCACAGACUUCCACAGUUACUCCUCUGAGCCCUUCCAUCUGCACAGCUCUAGGGGUCCCGUGCUCUCACCCCUGGAGCCACAGCGCCCUCUCAGCAGCGGCUCAAAUGUAUCCAUGGACUGUGGAGAGCACGAUUGGGCCGAUGACGAGGAGGACGAGGAGCACAUAAUACCUCAUGGCUGUGGGCGACACUGUGAGAGCCAGGCCUAUGGCAGUGACUCCUCCUGCAACAGCUCUGACGGAGUCCUGGUCAACUUCAGUGCCAUCUACAGCAAACUGAACAAUGCCGUCCCAGAGCAGCCACAGUGGUGUGGGGACACUAACCAGAACAGGCUCCCUGACCUUUCAGGGGACAGUGGGACCUUUUACCUGGACCUCCACUGCUCCCCCACAGAGCCCACACGACCACAGCUUUUUCCUCUGCUGCGAGAGCCCCUUCUGUCCACUUCAUCCUCCUGCUCAGCUGAGCACCAGGCCUUUGAUCUGGAUGCUAACUGUAACUCGUGCCCCCCCUCAGGCCACUCAGACCGGGCUCCCUGUGUGCAGAGUCAGGCCCCCUGUGUGCAGAGCCAGGCGCGGCUGGUAGUGGCCACUCAAAACUAUUACAAACUGGUGACAUGUGACCUGCCCCAAUCCUCCCCCAGCCCUGCCCCCUCCAGCACCAACAGCUCGGACGAACAGAGCCGCGGCAGUCCCACACCCAGCCAGCCCCACCAGCCCAACCACUAUUACCUGUUCAGACAGCAGCCUCUGGGCCUGGAGGAAGAGGAGGCAGAGGAGGAAGAGCAGGAGAACGCUCAGGAGGAAACUGAGGAGGAGGAGCAGGAUGGUGCUGGUGUGGAGGGACAGCUCUAUGUGAACAAGGCUCCUCGCCGUGCAGGAGAGGGACGCCCACGCUCCCGCAGCUAUGACCGUAGCCUGGACGUGUGCCAGGGCCCACCAUUGGCUUCUCUGGAGAGGAUGCUGAGCUGUCCCAUGAGACUGAGUGAGGGCGGGGCUCCAGCACAGACUCCGCCCCCCAGAGUGACAUCGUUUGCAGAGAUCGCCCGCAGCAAACGUCGCGCUGGAGCUGUGCUUCACUCUCCCUCUGCCAAGUCUCUGACCGAGCCCUGCCAUGCCACUGCCUCCUCACACUACUCUGCUGACCACUUCCCCAUCCAAGAGCACAGUCUGGAGCUGGAGGCCCACCCUCACAGUCAGGGGCCCGCUACUCUUACCAAUGAGGGGCCUCAUGCACAGCACAUGGUUCAAGGUGCAGAGUCCUCAUUGGUUCGCUACAGUAAGGAGCAGCGGCCCACCACUCUGCCCAUCCAGCCCUUCACCUUUCAGCACCAGUUUUCGAACAAAGCUCCACGGGCCCUGGUGCCUAUGCUGCCUGUGCCAUUGGGCCACAUGGCGGGAGUCCACUCCAGCUCAGGCUCUGGCUCAGACUCUGGAGGGGAGCGAGAAGAUGACAUGUUUGUGUCUGCUGCAGCGUACCCUCCCCUCCGGCAGCGGGGCCCCUCAGUGGCUCCCCCUGAUGGAUCGGUGCGGCCCUCCCCACUUGGCAGUUACUCUCCUGCGCAGUUAGCAGGGACUCAGCGCUCUGUCACCUCCCAAUGCUCUGCACCUUUGGAAAGGGCCCCCCAGCAGAGCCCUGUCCUGGUGAAGCAAGGCCCCUCAACCCCUCCUCCAUCCUCACUGGCAGCCAAGAGAGGAGCUGUGCUCCCCACACUGUCCACCCUACAGGGACAAGUCCUCCAGCCGGCAGACACGCUCAGCCCCCUGGGCCACGAAGAGUCCACUGGGCUCAGAGGCACCCCGGCCCGCUGUCAUGCACACCACCUCUCUCCUCAGGCGCUCAAAUGGAGAGAGUACCGGCGAAGGAACCCCCUGGCCCCUGGGGGCCCAGCGCAGAGACCAGUCCGACACAACGUAUUUGACUUCCCUCCAGCACACGUCCAGGACAGGCGCAACGACUGUGGCUUGGAUUAUCUGGGUUUGACAGAGAAACCUCCUGAGGAGUUCUGCUUGUCUCCGGACACAUCAUCUCACUGCAGCUCCCAGCCUCACCUGUCUGUGGAUCUGCUGCACAAGAAAGGUUUGGUGAAGGCGGUGAACACAGCUGUAGACCUGAUUGUGGCACACUUCGGCACCACACGGAACCCAGAUGUUAAGAGCAAACUGGGCAACAGCUGGGUAAGUCCAAACGUGGGCCACCUGAUCCUUAAGUACCUGUGCCCAGCCCUCCACAGUGUGCUGCAGGACGGACUCAAGCCCUACGUGAGGGACCUGAUCAUCGGGCAGAGGCGCUGUGGGCCCUGGAGCCUGGUGGAGGCCUCUACACAACCAGGUCCAUCCACCCGCCUGCUCCACAGCCUCUUCUGUAAGAUCAGCCAGUACUCAGAGCUCACCUCUCCCUCCAUGAGACUCAACGCCUUCAUCAUGGGCCUGCUCAAUCUCAAGUCCCUGGAGUUGUGGUUCAGUGUGCUGCACACACAUGAAGACAUGACUGCAGCGCACUACCAGCCUUGGGGCUUCCUGGCACUGUCCCAGGGGCCAUGCCGGGCCCUGUUUGAGGAGCUGUUGUUGCUGCUGCAGCCUCUGGCUCUGCUGCCCUUUGACUUGGACUUGCUGUUUGAGCCCCGCCUCCUGCAGAAGGGGAGGGAGCACCUGCGCCGUAAAGAGCUGCUCUGCGGCAACACUCACAGCCUCCAACAAUCAGAGCGCUCCACCUUCCAGCUUAUGAGGGGACGGAGCUCUUCCCCAUGUGGGCGUGGCCAAGCUAGAGGUGAGGGCGAGGCAGAUCCUGCAGCUGAACCCCUGGGCACUAUCAGAGGAGGAAGUACCUGCCACAAGGCCAAGGAGGGGGGCCAGUCAGGCUGGUGGUAUCAGCUCAUGCAGUCCUCCCAGGUCUACAUCGAUCAGUCCACACAGGGCUCCAAGUUCACCAAAGCAGAGAGAAGGAAGCGAUCUGCUGAGAGACAGGCCCCACCCACCAGAGAGGGGGUGGUGGAAGGGGCGGAGUUAGGGCCCAUCCACUGCAGCUCUGACGGCGUUUCUGUAGUCCCUAAAGGAAGGUUGUCUUGGAUGGGCAGUCCUCCAGAGAGCGCCCUGAACCAUGAUAGAGACUCAUCUGUGGAGAACCAGGGGCUGCGUUGGGGGUACCUCUUUGGAGCUACAGGGAGCUCUUCGCAGGAGGGUCGGGCAUCGAGGAAAAAAGCCCCCAAAAGCAGGGCUCCCUCGGGCUGGCUGCACUUGGACAGCUCUGUGUUCUCUCGUGUGGCACAGAGCAUCAGUGCAGGGAGUGAGAAGAGGCCUCAGAACCGAGCCACAGCAGAUGUGACUGCAGAACCCACCCACCCAGCCCCACACCCCUCGCACCCAGCCCCAGGCCAGUCCACCCCCAAAUACGACGCCAUCACCAGUGCUGCUCGUGCCUCACUACCUGUGGUGCGAGCUCUAUGCCACCAUGAGCCCACAGAGCCAGGGCAUCUGAGCUUCCGCCAAGGAGACGUCCUGACGGUGCUGCAUCGGAGCGACCCCGACACGCUGCUUUGCUCGCGGGGAACAUCUCGAGGCCUGGUGUCCAUCGUGUACGUGAGCCUGAGCGUGCCGGAGGACAGCCUACUGCAGAGAGAGACACAGGAGUGGACACAGGACAGCCACGAUCUGAGCGAGACAUGGGGGUGGACAGAGGACAGCAACGACCUGAGCAAGGCACGGGGCUGGACAGAGGACAGCCACGACCAGAGUGGAUAUAAGGUCUAAGCAGGACAUCAGACUAAGUGUGCAGAGGGACUUAAGGGAAGCAUGCCCACUCCUCCAGAAAAGUGGAAACUGUGCAUGUGCGCUCAGCCCCUCCCCUCCUCAGACUGUGUUGCUCCUCUGCCAGAGCCAUAUCCCUCCCCCUCUUUUAAAGGUUCACUAUGUAACUUUUCAGGUGGAGGGUUAUUACUUUUCCUGGGAUGCUCCAGUAUGGCUUUAAAUGUAUCUAGCACAUAGACUGUAUCUAAAUACAGUUUGAUUUGGCAGGAGGCAGGUGCCUAGCAACAGGACAUCUUAGUUGUCAAUCAAAGCUGUUGUUAACCAUGGUUGGAGGAGCUGACCUCAGUGAAAGAAGUUGCCUCUGUUAAUUAAUAUUCACAUUUAGAUUUAUGGACAAAAUAAUGAAAUAAUCCCCAGGAUCAUAUAGAAUGGUUUAAAACCCCCAUUUUAAGACAAAUUGACAACUCUGAGUGACAGUUGUAAAAAGAGAGAACACACUUUUUCUGUAGAAAGUGAAGCCAGACCUCCAAUGAAAUACUUACUUUCCUAGUGACUAGAUAGUGCUUCUACAGAUGAUCUAGUGUUUAUUUCACUACAAGGGGUCACCCCUGCACUGAGCUGACUUUUAAGUCAUCUUGGAGAGACACCACCUGUUUGUCUCUGUAUAGUUGGUUAGAUUAGUUUAAUAACCCCUCCAUACAGAGGAGCUAAAGUUAGACCCUCUACCAGAAAGGUUCCGUAUUGCACCUUUUUAAAAAAGCAGCCAACUUGUGCUUUUAACUACUCUAUAAUGUUUCCUGUCUCUGCUUGAGUAGUAUUCUAAUGAGUGAAUCUGGUUUAAAACAGCUUUUGCGAUGGAAUGGGCCUGAAUACAGAGGAACUCUCAAAAUAGAACAUAACAAAUAAACAGCAUUAUAACAUGGAUAUAAGCAAAAUAGAGCUACUUCAAUAAAGUUCAUGUUUAGCCAUGGUAAAUAUAACUCAAAGAGACACUUGUACAAUACUAGCAUCAUGUGCUCAUGUCUGCAGUGGUGACAUAGCCCACUGGGGGCACUGUGGAGAUACUUGUGUAAAUGCAGUUAAUGUACAAAUAUGUGAGAUAAUUGUGUACAGUGGAUAUUUUUGAAGGUUAAAGGGAAAGUAUAUUCUGAAAUGGGCUUUGAAGUGAACACAGCAGAGGACUGUGUCAACUCGAGUGUGUUUAUAGCAGCAGAAGAGUGAUAAGGCAUAUUAAAGUGCAUAUGACAGGUUUUCAUGUUUUUCUAAUUGUGAUUUGGUUUGGUGAGUAUUACCUGUGCUAAAUAUUUAUCACAGUUUUACAUCAGCGGCUGUGGCAGUUUGUGGAAAAAUGUUUAGAAGAAAAGCAGAAAAAUACAGGAAGAACUACUGUGUAAAAUUAUAAACACCAACAUUUAAAAACUUAAAACUUAAAAAAGUCAAGAUUUUCUUAAAAAUCUUAAAUAUAAUGAUACUAUAUUUGAGUGAAAUAUGCAGUAUAACAUGUCAUAUGCACUUUAAGGAGGUGUGGGCCAUAUGGUUUAAAACAUAAAACAGGUAACUAAAGCUCUCUCCUGUUUCUUCUCUGUGAAUGGUUAUAUCACUUGUCACUCAAGACUGAUCAGUACUCCUAUUGGUUAGCCUCUGAGUGGGUGGGGACCAGGCGUGUAUCUGGGUUUCAACAUAGAGCUUCAUCAAAGCUGCACUAUGUGAUUAUGUGGCUUUACUAGUAAUGGCUCCACUACCUUCUUAUCUUCAUGGAGAUGUGUUUGCUGUGCCUAAAUUGUUCCACAGUAUGGCAUUAAACUUAUCUAGAUCCACAGGGACAAGCAAAGGUAGAGGUCAGAUAUGUGAGGAAAAUCAUAAUACAUGUUUUUCAAGUAUUUUUUGAGCAAAAAAUUGUAAUUGUUGUACACCUGUAGUAAAAUAUGAAAAGAUGGAUAAGUUUAAUGCCAUACUGUGGAACAUUUCAGACAAAGCGGUUACAUCUCCAUGGAGACAAGCAGGUAGCAGACCGCUCUUCAGAAAAGUGACUUAGUGCAACUUUAAACUAAAAUCACUGCCCUGAAUCACUAUAAAAACCUCUCUUAAAGUGCAUUUGACAGAUGAAUAUAUUUUUCAAAUUUUGCCUUGGUUUGGUGGGAUAGUACCUGUGCUCAAUAUGUGUGAUAGUUUGACAUCAGUGAAACGGUAGUUUGUGAAGAAACGUAGAACACAAAAAGUUGUAAAAUACAGGAAUACCAGUAAAUACUACAGAAUCCCAUAAUUUACACAGGAAAUGGAAAGGAAGGCAUUUUUCUGAGAGUUUAAAGACUAAUUUCACAAAAUAAAGGUGUUGUCAUUUGUUUUGUCAAAUCUGCUGUCCGUCUCCAACCAGGAAGUAAAAUUAUAACCUUGACUAAUUAUAAAACUAGAAAAGACUAUGCUUAAAUUUAGUGAUGUCACCAAAGUUUUUGAGAAAUGAGUAGUUAAGCUGUCAUAUGCACUUUAAAUAAUACAUACAUAGAGUCAGUAUGGCCCUCUCCUCUGUGCUGGCCCACUGUUUAGACAGUGUACCAUGUUUUCUGAUUGUUGCACAUUUUGUACAGACUUGUUAUGUGUGGAAUAUCCAAUGUAUGAUUUCUGGUUUCUAACUGGGCGAAUGUACACUCCGUCAAACAAGUGUCUAAAGUAUGAAUUAAAUGUUCGUUUAUAGGAAUAAUAAUAGCAGCGCAGUGACUGAGUGGUUAGCAUUCUCACCUCACAGCCAGAAGGUUCCGGGUUGGACUCCCGGUCUUUCUGUUUUGUUGUGUUGCUCAUGUGUUCAUCACCACUGCUGUGUAAUAAAAGCUUCUGCUCUUA